Messenger RNA from Dalotia coriaria, 1151 nucleotides. RefSeq lists its product as uncharacterized. The transcript has 2 exons. Gene Ontology annotation, molecular function: DNA binding. The record is from RefSeq and is a predicted model, not a curated record. Gene Ontology annotation, cellular component: nucleus; transcription regulator complex. The coding region runs from base 406 to 1098 and encodes 230 amino acids. Gene Ontology annotation, biological process: regulation of transcription by RNA polymerase II. Lineage: Eukaryota; Metazoa; Arthropoda; Insecta; Coleoptera; Staphylinidae.
GAGUCCGACGGCUGUACUAGCGCCAAAAACUGUAGACAAACAUAAUAAUAUUGUAGACCGAUAUUUUUCAAAUUUUAGAUAUUUUUUAAAUGUUAGCUAAGAGCUCCCGCAGACCACAAGUUUUUAAUCGGCCGAUAGUUGGGUCGGGCUUAUAAUCAGUAUGAAGAUGUAUGCAAGUCCGCAUACUACAACGAUUUUGUAUCGGCCGAUAAAUAAGUUUGAUAGGCUACUCAACUGCGUUCAAACUAAACUAUCGGAAAAUUAUCGGCCGACUGCAAUAUCAGUAUGGAGUUCCUCGCAAGCGCGCACACCGACCUGCACCGACCGAUUGUUUAGUCGGCCGACUCGAUCAAUUCAGUUCGCUCCGAGUUUUGGUACUGGGUGCUUGUGCAUUUUGUUUUCAUUAUGUCGCUGCCCAAUUCUACUGCAUCGCUGGUUGUAGAAAUGUGCAUCGUAAAUUUAAUUGAAGAAAUUGAAAAAAGACCCGCACUUUAUAAAAAACAAUUAAAAGAGUAUUCUGAUGUAAACGUAAAGAAAAAGUUGUGGGAAGAGGUUUGUGAAGCGGUUGUUCCUAGUUGGAAUGAACUUAGUGCCGAAGACAAAACGAAAGAAGGUCGAGAGGUGCAAAAGAGAUGGGCUAAUUUACGGACUUGUUUUCGCCGAGAGUUGAAUGCACAAAAGAACACAAAGUCGGGGCAAGCUGCGAUAAAGAGGCGUAGAUAUGUCUACUAUAAGCAAUUACUAUUUUUACUUCCAUGCAUAGAAAAUAGAGACCCGGAAAGUAACCUGAAAGAGGAUAAUUCUCAAGAAAUUGACGAAGAUGAUGACGAAGCUGGUCCAUCUACUUCUACACCUAUCCCUAAGCGGAAGAAGAGGGCUAAUUUACCUAAGCAUACGGAUUUAGAUGAACCAUUAUUGAAAGCCCUAAAUGAACCGAAUGUUGACGAAGAUACAAACUUCGCUUUAUCUCUUAUCCCUUCAUUACAGAAUUUAACCGCAGACGAAAAACUCGAUGCUAAGAUUGGUAUUCUUAACGUUUUUAAGCAGAUAAGAAUAGCCAGGCAAUCUACUUCUCAGUCAUCAUGUAACUACAAUUAAUUGUUUAAACACUUUGUGAUUUUGUAAUUUUAAUAAAUAGUUAAAUAAACAAA